Messenger RNA from Rhodofomes roseus, 3867 nucleotides. RefSeq names its product PIN domain-like protein. Lineage: Eukaryota; Fungi; Basidiomycota; Agaricomycetes; Polyporales; Fomitopsidaceae. Bases 133 to 3783 code for a protein of 1216 amino acids. Gene Ontology annotation, biological process: nucleotide-excision repair. Gene Ontology annotation, cellular component: nucleus. The transcript has 10 exons. The record is from RefSeq and is a predicted model, not a curated record. Gene Ontology annotation, molecular function: single-stranded DNA binding; DNA endonuclease activity.
CUUGACUAGCAUCCACGACCACUAGACCGCGCAUCUCUGAAUAACUUAUGAACAUAGGACUCAUAUAAGCUCCCUGAACGGCCUCGAGUAUCGCUUCUUUGCCAAGCAUACCCCCGUUGAGCCCGCGACAAGAUGGGUGUGAAGUCACUGUGGCAGCUUCUUGACCCAGUGGGCAGACCCGUGCUCUUAGAAACGAUGGAAGGCAAAGCUAUGGCAAUAGAUUCAAGUAUAUGGAUCUACCAAUUCCAGGCUACAAUGCGGGACAAGGAAGGUCGUGGUCUGGUGAAUGCACAUGUCCUCGGUUUCCUUCGUCGAAUCAGCAAGCUCUUGUUUUAUGGCAUUAAGCCUGUUUUUGUAUUUGAUGGUGGUGCGCCUGCUCUUAAACGAGUGACGAUUUCCGAGCGUAAGAAGAAGAAGAGCGGCGCCGCAAUGAGCCACGCAAAGGUCGCUGAGAGGUUGCUUGCGGCGCACAUGAGACGGGAGGCUCUAAACCAAGUGAAGACGAAGAGUGGUGACACCUCAAAACGUAAAAACAAAGUUCCAGAUGGUCCUGUAGUGAUCGACGAGAACGCAGUCUACCUCGAGGACCUUGAUGAUCCUGUCCCUACCACGCCUGCUAAGAAGGUUCAGGCAAAUACAACCUCUCCACCGUCCUCGAAGAAGAAAUCAAGGUGGCAUGACCAUGAUCCGUACAAGCUGCCAUCAGUCAACAUGGACGAAGCGGUCGCAAACGCCACACGGUCGACCGCGCCAGAUCCUCGUCUUGCAACGGAAGACGAGCUGCGCGCGUUCAUCGAAGAGAUGCGGCCGGAGGACUUCGAUGUAACAUCGCCUACCUUUCGCGAGCUCCCUACUGAGGUGCAAUACGAGAUUAUCGGUGACAUGCGACUGCAAUCGCGGCAGACAUCAUACAAGCGCUUGCAGAACAUGUUGCGGAACGCCAAAACACCGCUUGACUUCUCAAAGGAACAAAUCAAAAAUCUGAAACACCGUAAUUCCUUGACGCAGCAGCUUCUGACCACCACGGACAGUAUUGGUAAAGCUCACGUCGAGAUACCAAUCAGGAUUGCCAGCGAGCGGAACAAGGAGUACAUUCUUGUCAAGAACGAGGGUGCGGAGGGCGGCUGGGUGCUCGGUAUCCGUGACGAAGGCACACGGACGAAGCCGAUCGAGAUUGACCCUGUCAGCGACAAGGAAAUCGAGGACGACGAGAGCGAUGCUGACAUGGAGGAAGUGCCUAUUUCCAGUACUUCAGAUGUCGACCCAGACCUGAGAGAAUACCGAAGGAACCAAGCUUUGUCUGCUUUAGCUGACAGGUAUUCGCCGAAGAAGCUCGCUCCGCUAACCACUAGGACGCGGAGGAAACCCAAGAAUACCCGGCUUCUGUUCGCACCUGAAGAAGACGACCUCCCUAUGGAUAGCCUCGCAGACCAAGGCGACGAGACUGCAGAUCCGGAACUGGCAGCUGCCAUACAGGAAUCUCUCGAGGCUGAAGAGGAGGAAAGCCUUCGGCGAGCGAUGGAGGCAUCCAGGGCAGAGGCCAAUGCUGCCGCCUCACGUAUGAGUGAGAACGGCGCCUCGAGCUCGAGAGUCACUCUUGACGGCGAACAUCCGAGAGCAAGUCGUAUCCCUCCAUACCUCGAUGAGGACGACGACGAUCUAUAUGCAUCUCCAUCGAGGCUCGAGACUGCUCUAGCAAUAGCGGGUGCAGGGCCUUCCAGACGGCCUCUAUCAGAGUCACGGAAAACGUCUGGGUCGUCGCAUCCGCAGUCGUCGAUAUUCGGUACUCCCAGUCUGCUGUUGCCUGAGGCCAGCCGCACGUCUCUCGCGCCCCCGGUGGCUACUGCACCGUCAGUGGUACCGUCAGAUUCCGAAGACGACAUGGAGGAAGUAUCGCUACCACCCCCUCUUCCGACAACGCCGCCAAAGACCACGAGGGUAGAGCGGAGACUAGUGGAGGAAAGAGCGACGCCAUCGCCGCGCCCAGCACAGGAGUUUGAUGGCAUGUUUGUUGAAGAUUCAGACGAAGACAUGGAGGAGAUAUCGGUUUUGCCUCAGAUCUCUGCAUUGCCUGACCAGGUUAACGGUGCAACGUACGAACUGUCUCCUUCGCCCGUGCCAAUCCCAGAGAACCUUCCAUCCGACGAUGCACAGGAAGUGCUGCCGUCCAGCAGUCAUCAAAACUCGGAGCCGGAGCCGCGCGACACCGAGGAUAUGGCUUCUCUAUCACCUGGGAAAGAAUCUGCUCCUGCGAAAACUCUGCCUAAGGCUGACAACGCGGAUGUCCCUAGAGCCAGUCCUUCGUCAGACUCCGAAGACGAUGGAGCGGUUCCCUGGGAUCGCCCGCCGUCACCGAAAGACGACUCAUCUGGAAGCAAGCCAACGGCAGUUGCAUCUACAGCCGAUGGUUGGGACGCUGCAGACGAGAUGGACCCCCACGCGGAAGAGGGCGAGUUCGCUCGGUUCAUCUCCCAGGUGAAGGGGAAGGACAUCGAGUCCGUCCGACGCGAGAUCGACGACGAGAUUAGGGAGCUCCACCAGCAGAGGAAGGCAGCGAUGCGCGACUCAGAGGACAUCACGCAGCAGAUGAUCUCGCAGAUCAUGAUCAUGUUGCGCCUGUUCGGCAUACCAUACAUAACCGCACCCAUGGAAGCCGAAGCACAGUGCGCAGAGCUCGUUACGCUGGGUCUAGUGGACGGCAUCAUCACAGAUGACUCCGACGUCUUCCUCUUUGGUGGCCUGCGUGUUCUGAAGAACAUGUUCAACCAGUCCAAGACCGUAGAGUGUUUCCUGCUGAGCGAUCUCGAGCGUGAGCUUGGGCUGGACCGCGACAAGCUCAUUCGAUUGGCGUACCUUCUGGGCAGCGACUAUACGGAUGGCCUCCCGGGCGUUGGGCCUGUGGUUGCCAUGGAGCUGCUGAAGGAGUUCCCGGGACAGGACGGGCUGCAUAAAUUCAAGGACUGGUGGCAGAAGGUCCAAAGCGGGCAGGACACUGCUGGGGACACAGGCACUGCUUUCCGGAAACGAUUUAAGAAACGUUUCAAAGAGCUCUUCAUCCCGGAUGACUGGCCCAACCCGGUAGUGCGGGACGCAUACUACCAUCCCACGGUCGACCAGUCAGAGGAGCCGUUCAAGUGGGGUCUCCCAGACUUGGAUGCCCUGCGAGACUUCUUCAAUGCGGAACUCGGCUGGAGCCAGUCAAAGGUUGACGACCUGUUGUUGCCCAUCAUUCGCAAGAUGGGCAAACGCGGACAAAGCAACACCAACAAACAGGGCAACCUCGCCGGCUUCUUCGACGUCCCAGUCGGAGGAGCAGCUCCGCGCAAACGUCAAGCCUACGCCAGCAAGCGCCUUCAGCAGGUCGUCUCUGAUUUCAGGAAGGAGCGUGCACGAGCGCAUUCAGCGGAGUCCUCCGGCACAUCCUCUACUGGUGGCGAGCGGAAGUCUCAGUCCGAUGACGAGUACAGCGAGGUCCCUGCGAAGAGGAGGAAGAUCAACAAGGCUGGCAAAGCUGCUGGCAAGGAGCGCGCGGCGACUGGGGCAAAGACCGGUCGAGGAGGCAAGUCUACGCGCGGCGGUAAGGGCAAGCGCGCGGUGAGGAAGCGCAAGGCAAGCGAGGACUCGGAGAGCGAGGAGGAUAUCCCUCUUGCGAACAUGCGUGCAGAGAGCGCGUCGCCUCCUCCGCUGGCGGUGAAUUUGAGGCCGAGGCCUAAGCCUAAGCCUGCGUACAAGGGCGCCGUAGUUGCUAUUGCUGCCGCAUCCGGCGACGAGGGGAGUGCGUGAAGGUCCUAAACGUGCUCGUAGCAUAUUGUGCCCACCAGUAGUAGAUUAUUGUAUAUCUAUUGUUCAUGUCAGCAGUGUCACGUA